This is a messenger RNA of Filobasidium floriforme, 1776 nucleotides long. RefSeq lists its product as uncharacterized. Lineage: Eukaryota; Fungi; Basidiomycota; Tremellomycetes; Filobasidiales; Filobasidiaceae. The record is from RefSeq and is a predicted model, not a curated record. The transcript has 3 exons. Bases 144 to 1637 code for a protein of 497 amino acids.
GCUCGAUUAGUUAUUCCCCUAAGCGACGGAGCUCCCCAUCUAAGGACCAUCUAUACCGCUAGUGCUAUACCCAGUGCUAUACUAAGGAGACCUGUGAGCAGUUUCCCAUAGCUCAGCAGCAGCUUAGAGGGCGCCCGCAGACCAUGGAAAACACCCUCAUCCCCUUCAUCCCCUCAAACCUGGGCCCAUUACUCCAGAUCGACCUUCUCAUCCUCGAACAGGCCCGCAAGAAGAAUGCCGCUCAACAUCGUUCAGCCCUCUUUUUCCGAAGAGUACACGAAAUCUAUCGACUAGGAAGAGAAGUUUACCGGGAGUUGGAAUGGAUGGGCGUCUGGAUCGGGGAAGAGAGGGAGAGACGGAAGGAGGAGGGGUUUCGGAGGAAGCACGAGUUGCAAGAGGAAGCGGCACAUGAAGAGGUACAAGAACAUGCGGAGAGGGAAGCUAGGAAGCAUAUAAUUCGAUUGACGAUGUUGCUGGAAAGGAUAUUUCCUGCAUUGACAAAAGCCUCAGACUCGGUCACCAAGAUGAUCCACCACCUCCACUUCCUCCCCCUGACGACCCUCCUGCAAGCAGCUUACGCUAGGAUCUGGGUCUUGUCUUGCACCAUCCUCGCACAUGUGAGACCUCGUAAAGGAGAAGAACCCAAUUCGACGGGGAUGCAGGCGGUGUUGAAUGGAGAAGAGGUCAUCGACCUCGGCUCGAUACACGGGAAUGCCGCCGAUAUGGGUGCGAUGACGGGGCGAGGAAGGUUGGAGCUCGCCAAGGAGGAAUUGGAGAGCCGGGCAGGGGAUCUGUCUCGGACAGCGGAUAAGGGCAAAGGAAAGGGACAGGUAGAAGAGGAAAGAACCGGUUCGAGCCCGGAUUUGAACGGGGUUCGGGUCGCGGUUGGGAUGGAGGAUGAGGAUCUGUUCGUUGAUUUUGGGACCAAGGUGGAACGCAAAUCGACGGGAUCACGGGUGCAGUCGGGAUCACCGUCCAGAUCGAUUUCUAGAUCGAUGCGACAAUCGAGCGUCAAAGCAGUGGCCAAAACCAGCGCGAGUCCAGCCGGGCGAAACUCUCUUUCAUCCGAAGUUGAAGAGCGGGUACGCGAAGGUUCUUCCCCAGUAUCGAUGACUACACCUGUAUACGCCAUGGUGUCUGCAUCGUCCUCCCAUGCAGGACUGGAGCCUGCAAGAGACAGUCGAAAUAACACGCCGAUCAUCGAUACAAGUAUCCCCCGCUUGCAUGCACCGACCACCAGGAUUUCGGGCAAGCCGACGAAGGUGGAUAGGCGGACACUUACCUCAAGCUCGACCUCGAUAACAGAGGUCGUGGAUGAGACGGAAACAGGCGGUGGGAUGGCUACGAAGAAGAAGGAAAAGAAGAAACGGACGACGGACAUUGACGAUCUCUUUGGAGGUCUGGUCCCUGGAGGGAAAGAAGCCGGGGCAAAGAAGAGGAAGGUCGACGAUCGGAUAGCUUUAGGCGCUGAAGUGGUAGCUCCGGUCACGGCGACGGUCGUCGAGAAGUUUGAUGCUGUUUCGACGCCCGCAGAGGUGUCCAAGAGCAAGCUCAAACGGGUCACCGAUACGGGCAAGGUGAAGUUGAAAAAGAAGAAGAAGAAGGGGGACGACCUGGACGAUAUUUUCGGGUUCUGAACGAUCUUUCAAGGUCAUCAUGGGUCACUGUUAGCUGAUUAGUGAAUCACUCAUGACGGGAAGAUCACGACGCACAGCGGGUCACGCGUCACGGUUAAGGGUCCGAUAAGGACGUCUCUUAACUGGCCGGUUAAGAAAU